AUGCUGAAAACCCUUGUACCGUGGAAUAAAGCCUCUUCACGAGGUCUUUCUACCUUCAAGAGGUUUGCCACUGCGGCUUCGAAAGUACGAGAAGGACAGCUACGGCUAUCGUUCGAUGACCAAGAGUACUGGAGGAAAUUCAAUAGCGAGAGUUUCUCGUUAGAAGAAUCGAAAGAGAAGGGAAUAUUUCGUGGACAAAAUGCUGAUGGUAAUUUUCAGACUGGAUUAUUCCAAAAUCCGUAUUUGACUUCUCCCGUGGGACUUCGGAAGUUCAGUGUCAAGUCACUAGCGCUUGCCGGUGAUUUGGUCGAUGAGAUGAGAUCGAACAAGACUACUCAGGGUUAUUUGCAGUAUAUUAAGAAACUGGACCGAUUGAGUGAUACCUUGUGUCGGGUUAUAGACCUAUGUGAGUUUAUUCGAGCGUCACAUCCUGACUCACAGUUUGUCAAAGCUGCUCAGCAAUGCCAUGAAGAAAUGUAUGAGUUUAUGAAUUACCUGAACACCGACAAGAGCCUAUGCGAAAUUUUGAAACAUGUGCUCGGCACUGAAGCGAUUCGAAAUCAGCUUCCAGCGGAAGAUAUCAAAGUGGGCCAUAUCUUGUUAGAAGAUUUCGAAAAAUCCGGGAUCGACAUGUCUUCUGAAGUUGGAGAACAAUUUAUCAGUUUAUCGCAGGAGAUAAGUCUUGUUGGCCAAGAUUUUAUUAAUAACACUGAAUAUGUGCGGUCCAAUUUUAUCAAGAUUCCAUGUCAGAAACUCGAACAAAGCGGUGUCAGCGGUCUCUUAUUGCAGCAAUUAUCCAAAGAUCUCAAAGGACAAAACUAUAAAGUGCCCACGUAUGGAUUUGCAGCUUACUCGAUUUUGAGAGGUUGCUCCGAUGAAAGUAUCCGCAUGAAAAUAUGGACAGCCAUGCAUAGCUGCUCUGAGAAACAGAUUGGAAGGCUAACCAAGCUUGUUCAACUAAGAGCUAUGUUGGCCAAGAUAAUGGGGAAGAACAGCUUUGCACAGUAUCAACUCGAGGGGAAAAUGGCUAAGAAUCCUAAAUACGUUUUGGGUUUCAUUCAAUCCCUCGUGGCGAAUACUAGACCCAAAGCAGCAGAAGAAUUGACUACGAUUGCCAAUUUAAAGGCCAAACAUCUUUCUUUACCUAAUCCGCAAACUACCAGUGAAAUUCUCAAUACAGUACGUCCUUGGGAUCGGGAUUUCUACAACACUUUGAAUUCGGUACGUCAACAGCGUAAACCGCUAUCAGAUGAAAAGAUAUCGUCAUACUUUUCCCUAGGAACAGUGAUGGAAGGUCUGUCGCAUCUUUUCCACAGCAUUUACGGCAUAAAAUUCGUCCCCGUAGCGGCUAAGACUGGAGAAACAUGGUCCUCUGACGUGCGACGUAUCAAUGUCGUGAGCGACUCUGAAGGGCUCAUUGGUGUGGUUUAUUGUGACUUAUUUGAAAGAGAGGGCAAAACUUCAAGCCCAGCUCAUUUCACGGUGUGCUGCUCUCGCCAGAUAUACGAGGGUGAGACGGAUCUUUCCAACAUUCAGACCGGCUUUUCGAAAGAAUCUGGUACCGUUUUUCAAUUGCCCGUGAUAAGUCUGGUGUGUAAUUUCAGGCCCUCGACCGCUUCAAAGGAUGGAAAUCUGUAUUUGUUGCAGCUUUCAGAUGUGGAGACUUUGUUUCAUGAAAUGGGUCAUGCAAUGCACUCGAUGCUCGGACGCACACCUCUACAAAACAUAAGUGGCACGAGAUGCGCUACGGAUUUUGUCGAAUUACCGAGUAUCUUGAUGGAACAUUUUGCUCGAGACAUCCGUGUGCUUUCGCGGAUUGGGAGCCAUUACGAGACUCGCGACAAAGUUCCAGAAGAUCUACUUACGCUGUGCUUAUCUGAAUCGUCGUAUUUGCAAAACACGGAAACCUUUUCACAGGCCAAAAUGGCACUUCUGGAUCAAGAGCUACACUCGCAAAAGAUUCUCCAAAACGUGCUCGAGGUUGACGUCGUGGCACUCUACCACAGGCUGGAAAAAGACUUGCAAGUGCUCGUCGACGAUAAGAGCAAUUGGUGUGGAAGAUUUGGACAUCUUUUCGGUUACGGUUCGUCGUACUAUAGCUACUUGUUUGACAGAGCUAUUGCUAGCAAAGUCUGGGAGCACAUGUUUGCAGCAGACCCGUACAGCCGCGCCAGUGGGGAGAAGUUUAAAGACAGUGUCUUGAAAUGGGGAGGAUUGAGAGAUCCAUGGGAAUGCAUCGCAGACGCUUUGCAGCUACAAGAGCUGUCAAAGGGUGACGAAAAUGCCAUGAGGUUCAUAGGCGAGGCCAAAGAUCUAUGA
This is a messenger RNA of Lachancea mirantina, 2319 nucleotides long. Lineage: Eukaryota; Fungi; Ascomycota; Saccharomycetes; Saccharomycetales; Saccharomycetaceae. The record is from the annotation of a GenBank genome assembly.